This is a messenger RNA of Protopterus annectens (West African lungfish), 1325 nucleotides long. RefSeq names its product zinc finger CCHC-type and RNA binding motif containing 1 (gene ZCRB1). Lineage: Eukaryota; Metazoa; Chordata; Ceratodontiformes; Protopteridae. Gene Ontology annotation, cellular component: U12-type spliceosomal complex. Gene Ontology annotation, molecular function: RNA binding; zinc ion binding. The transcript has 8 exons. Gene Ontology annotation, biological process: mRNA splicing, via spliceosome. The coding region runs from base 104 to 760 and encodes 218 amino acids. The record is from RefSeq and is a predicted model, not a curated record.
CAUCAUCAGUGUGGGACGGAUGUAAACAUUUACUAGUGAGGGAAUGCUGUGUGGUAACUUCAUAUUAAAAAUUAUCCGAAGAUCACAUUGAAAUGCCAGAAAAAUGAGUGGGGGGUUGGCACCAAGCAAAAGUACAACAUAUGUUUCCAACUUGCCGUUUUCUCUUACCAAUAAUGAUUUGCACCGGAUAUUUUCCAAGUAUGGAACAGUAGUCAAAGUCACUGUUCUAAAGGACAAAGAGACCAGAAGAAGUAAAGGAGUAGCAUUUGUUUUAUUCUUGAAUAAGGAGUCUGCACAGAACUGUGCCAGGGCACUUAACAAUAAACAGCUAUUUGGCAGGGUAUUAAAAGCCAGUAUUGCUAUUGACAAUGGACGGGCAGCCGAAUUCAUCAGAAGACGCAACUAUAUGGACAAAUCAAAAUGUUAUGAGUGUGGGGAUACUGGCCAUUUAAGUUAUGCAUGCCCUAAGAAUGUCCUGGGAGAACGUGAACCUCCAAAAAAGAAGGAAAAAAAGAAAAAGAAGAGACAGUUUGAGUUGGAAGAUGAAAUUGAGGAAGUGGAAAGUGAAGAUGAAGGAGAAGACCCUGCUCUAGAAAGCCUUAGUCAAGCAAUAGCAUUUCAGCAAGCAAAAAUUGAAGAAGAGGAACAACGAUGGAAGAAGAGUAUAGCAGAACAGUCAGUAUUGUCAUCCGAGGAUUCAAAGCGACCACGGAUAAAAAAGAGUGCUUACUUCAGUGACGAGGAGGAACUCAGCGACUGAUUAUUGUAUCAUAUAUUUAAGAAAUUGUUAUGGAAUGGAAUGCAGUAGUAAGGUAUGAUUCAGACACACUUGUUACACAGAUGACUUUUUCAGGUUUUCUGCAACAAAUCAUUUUAUGUAUCACAUGUACAAAAAAAAUAAUUUCAGAGAUCGCAUCGUUGGAAGUGUCAUGCAUCUGACAUUGUGAGAUAACAUUGCUUGAUUCCUGCUUAUCAUAGCAUUAAUGCAUUCGGAAGUUGGCCAGGAUUGUGCAAGAUGUGAUAGAGAAGCAUGCGAGUAGGAGAAUUAGAGUAGUUCUUUAAUGGCCAUUAUUAAUAUUCCAGCAUUUCUGCAGCAAUUGUUGCUUUUGAGAGUUUACUACAUUAAGAUUUUUAUUGUGAAGAAAAUAUAUUUGUAUAAUGUUGUGUUUAUUAUGUUUCACAGAAUAAUGUAUGUGUUGUAUUUAAACCCUGAUUUCAGUAAUCUGUUCUACAAUUUUGUUGAAAGAUUGUAAUACAAGAGUAAAAAAAAAUUUGAAACUUUUACAAGGCUAACAAGUGAGUAAAGAAAAAUCCGUAUCUUUUAA